CCUUGACAAUAACAAUAUAAAUAUAUCGACCUUAGUACAAUAAUUUCAUCUAAUUAGCUUACAUAAAAUAAUAUACUAAUCAGCAUAAUGUUUGGGAAAUCAAUUGCUAUCCUAUUGGUGGUGAUGCUAGUCAUCAGUAUGGUUGCUGUCGAUAACGUGGCAGCCAUGGGUAACCAAGGAUCAGGUGGUAGUGCCGGUGAUGCCCAUCCCACCAAAGGCAGACAUGGUGGCAAUUUAGGUAAUGGUGGUGCCAAAGGUGGACAGGGUGGUGGACACUAAAUUUAAACUGACCUGUUUGAAAAUUAUUUUGAUUUUGUUUUAAUUAUGUAAUUGUUAAGUUUUGCAAUAUAAAUUCCAAUAGAUAUUGUUAAAAAUUAUACUCAAUGUAAUUUUAGCUGUUUUAUUUAAAAAUAAAUAUUCUUUAUAAUAAUAUUA
Oppiella nova is the source of this 435-nucleotide messenger RNA. The record is from the annotation of a GenBank genome assembly. NCBI's taxonomy places the organism in Eukaryota, Metazoa, Arthropoda, Arachnida, Sarcoptiformes, Oppiidae.